Molecule: messenger RNA, 1173 nt
Organism: Daucus carota subsp. sativus
Lineage: Eukaryota; Viridiplantae; Streptophyta; Magnoliopsida; Apiales; Apiaceae
Exons: 2
Coding region: 1-1173 (390 amino acids)
Source: RefSeq, a predicted model, not a curated record
AUGGUUAGAUCAUUGUUUCGCAAAAUCUUAGCAUACUUUUCUUCAGAAGAUGAUACAGAUGUUGAAAGUGAAAGGGCUCAUGGACAGUAUUCUGAAAACAGGCAACGUCGCAAGUUCAUUCGUCGAAAUCAUAACCAGAGGCAUGAGCGCCUAUUUCGUGAUUUUUUUGCUGAGAAUCCUGUGUAUUCCUCAAAUCUAUUUCGGAGGAGAUUUCGCAUGAGCCGUCCAUUAUUUAUUCGGAUUUUAAAUGAGGUGGAAUCUUAUGAGCCGUAUUUCGUCCAAAAAAGAGAUAAUUGUGGGCGACUUGGUUUAUCUUCUAUGCAAAAAAUUACUGCAGCACUUCGAAUGCUUGCCUAUGGGGUUACUGGAGAUUUCAUGGAUGAAUACAUACGUAUUGGUGAAACCACCGCAAUGGAGAGUCUAAAAAAGUUCACUGAAACUUUAGUGAAUGUCUUCUCCAGUGAAUAUUUAAGGCCUCCAAAUGCUAAUGAUAUACUUCGAUUGCUUAAUGUUGCUGAGCAACGAGGAUUUCCUGGCAUGCUUGGAAGCAUUGACUGCAUGCAUUGGAGAUGGAAAAACUGUCCGACGGCCUGGAAAGCAUUCUUUGGAAUGCCCGGUUCACAUAAUGAUAUUAAUGUUCUAGAGAGAUCUUUUGUGUUCACGGAACUUGCUCAAGGUCGUGCUCCUCCAGUCAAUUACACAAUUAAUGGAAACAACUAUACUAUGGGUUAUUAUCUAGCGGAUGGUAUUUAUCCCAAAUGGAAAACAUUUGUGAAGACGAUUCCAUCUCCACAGGGGAAUAAGAAGAAAAAUUUUGUGAAAGCACAAGAAGCUGCAAGAAAGGAUGUUGAACGUGCUUUUGGGGUACUUCAACAACGGUUUGCUAUUAUUCGUGGACCUUCCCGGAUGUUCAAAGUAAAAGAGCUAACAAAUAUAAUGAAAGCAUGUGUGAUUUUAUACAAUAUGAUUAUUGAAGAUGAACGUGAUGAUAGUGAAAAUAAUCAAGUUGAGUAUGAUCAACUUGAUGAUGACCCCCUGGAAUUUUUAAGCAAUCAUACAACAGACUUUGCAGAUUUCAUUCAGCGUCAUCAUCAUAUUAGAGAUAGCGCGGCACAUCACCAGCUUCAAGAAGAUCUAAUUGAACACCAAUGGCUAUUACAUUCCCAGCAGUAA